AAUAGAGAGGCGGACGUGCACUGUCCGACUCCUCUCGUCAUCAUCGCAACUUCAUAUAUAAACAAAACACUCCGAAUCAUAAAGAACCCAGAUUCCCCUGACAGUCUGUACCCACUUUCAUAUCUCGUGCGGUGUUUCACUUGUGACACAGAGACUUGCCCACUACCUCCUUCAUUGCUCUCGGCUCUCUCCCUCUUGCUUCCCUCUCUCAACCUUUCAUGGCUUCCAUUGUUGAAUCUGGCUGGCGGUAUCUCAUCACAAAUUUCAACGACUUUCAACUGGCAUGUCUAGGAAGUUUCUUUCUCCAUGAAAGUGUCUUUUUCUUGUCUGGACUUCCUUUUAUAUAUCUUGAGAGGGCAGGAUGGCUAAGCAAGUACAAGAUUCAGGAUAAAAUUAACAGCCCAGCAGCUCAGGAGAAAUGUAUCACUCGCUUACUGCUGUAUCAUUUUUGUGUCAAUCUGCCAGUUAUGAUAGCUUCCUAUCCCAUCUUCAAGUUCAUGGGGAUGCGAAGUAGUCUUCCAUUGCCGUCCUGGAAAGUGGUUUCGACACAGAUAAUUUUCUACUUCAUCCUAGAGGAUUUUAUUUUCUACUGGGGACAUAGGGUUCUUCAUACAAAAUGGUUGUACAAGCAUGUGCACAGCGUUCAUCACGAAUAUGCUACACCUUUUGGACUUACUUCUGAAUAUGCUCACCCAGCUGAGAUCUUAUUCCUUGGCUUUGCUACAAUUGUUGGUCCUGCCAUAACUGGGCCUCAUCUGAUCACUCUGUGGUUAUGGAUGGUGCUCAGAGUGUUAGAGACAGUUGAGGCACACUGUGGUUACCAUUUCCCAUGGAGCCUGUCGAACUACAUACCUUUAUAUGGAGGUGCUGAUUUCCAUGACUAUCAUCAUCGUUUGCUCUUUACCAAGUCUGGAAACUAUUCAUCUACUUUUGUCUACAUGGACAUGAUAUUUGGAACAGACACAGGUUACAGAAAGCUGAGAGCACUGGAGAGGAGUCGAAGAUGAUGGCGACGGCACAUACUUUGGCAAGGGUAAAUGCAACAGCAAGGAAAUGUGACGAGGCCAUUCUCUCGAAGUAGCUGGACAUUAGUAAAUUUGGUUUUUCCCGUUUUCCUGUAGCAGUAUUUCUAAGGAUGUCUUUGUUUAUUCCCCCUCAUCUUGUGUGCGACCACCAUUUUCUUUUUAAUUUUUGCUCAUUUUGAGCUAGUGCUAGAUUGGAACCAUUAGAAUUUAUGCAAACACUUCUGGCCUAUUCCUUUCUUCGAUGAAACUGCCCUGUAAGUCUUUCCAGCCUGGCAGACAGAUUGCAUAACGAGAGUUGUUCCGAUUAUGGCCAUGCUGCUGCUUUUAAGUUACUUGGGUCUUAGUGGUUGGAAAGUUAUUCACAACCAACUGUAUGGAGUAUCAAUAUUUUGCGCAAAACUUUAUCCCCAUGAUACUUAAUGUUGCCAACUU
Messenger RNA from Argentina anserina (silverweed cinquefoil), 1457 nucleotides. Its product is annotated as methylsterol monooxygenase 2-2. Lineage: Eukaryota; Viridiplantae; Streptophyta; Magnoliopsida; Rosales; Rosaceae. Gene Ontology annotation, biological process: 4-alpha-methyl-delta7-sterol oxidation; sterol biosynthetic process. The coding region runs from base 219 to 1007 and encodes 262 amino acids. Gene Ontology annotation, cellular component: endoplasmic reticulum membrane. The transcript has 7 exons. The record is from RefSeq and is a predicted model, not a curated record. Gene Ontology annotation, molecular function: C-4 methylsterol oxidase activity; iron ion binding.